UCGUUCCGCUGGAAGAAGAGGCGGAUGCUGCAUUUAGUGUGAUGUGGAUGGUACAUUUCAGUACUAGGUUGGCUGCUUUGGUCUUCUCUUCAAUCAGUGGACAGUGGCAAGCUGCUGCAUCCAAGGAAUGGAGGGAUUUGUUUCUUGAACGUGGCGAGUCGAACAUGGUGUCAUCACCGAUCGACCGCGACGAUCACGGGCGCCAUUACGCUUAUGGAUGCUUCUACUGGGAGUCCGCUGAGAUAGAGAGGAAAGAGCUGCUUGUGUUUGACACCCGGAGUAUGGAGUUCUCCAUUUCUGACCUCCCACCUGGAGAAUGUUUUUGGUCUGCGCGGGGUCUAGCCAUUGUGGAGGCAGGGGAAGGCAGGAUUGGACUGUUCGGUAUACUUAAUGAACCUAUUGAUAGUACGUUUGAUCUCAGUUAUUACAUCAAGGGAAACGCAGGUGAGAGUUCUAGCAAGUGGCAGCUAGAGAAGACUGUGUCACUUGGUUCUGCAUUCCGGUAUGAUAUCAAAGCUGCAACUGGAACGUACCUGCUCCUAGGAAUGAUUCGAUCCCUGCGGAUUCCAUACCUGCGGUUGGUAGACUCAGAUCCGCAGAUGCCAGAAUGGGAAUAUAUCUCAGUUGAUGUCAAGACGCUGCGGCUUGACAGGGUUUGUAGUAAUUCUUCUGAGCAUCCCUAUUCCACGAAGUGGAUAUAUACCAACUUCCCGCCAUCCUUGUCUUCACCGAAAAUAUAAAGUGAUCAAUCAAAUUAAUUAAGGACCGAUGCAUGAUGGAAACCGGCCACAACAAGGAGAUCACAGAUCGAGAGGAG
Molecule: messenger RNA, 817 nt
Organism: Lolium rigidum
Lineage: Eukaryota; Viridiplantae; Streptophyta; Magnoliopsida; Poales; Poaceae
Exons: 2
Coding region: 42-740 (232 amino acids)
Source: RefSeq, a predicted model, not a curated record